AUGUCUGGAUCAACCCCAGCUCAAGAACGAGACGAACAACUGCUUUCCAUCGGCCACCAGUGCUCGUCAAAGACUUGUGGCCUUGUCGAUUUCCUACCCUUCAAAUGCCAGCACUGUUCUCUUCCAUUUUGUGCGGAACACUACCUGCCAAAUGCCCACAGCUGCGAGAAAUACGAUGAGACGAAGUUCAAUCGUGUUGCACCAUCUUGCCCGCUCUGUAACGAUGUCAUCUCUAUCCCUCCAGGAGAAGAUCCCAAUAUCCGUAUGGAGAGACAUUUCACCACAGACUGCACCAUCAUGACCGGCAAACCGAAAGCCAAGUCGAAGCCGACUUGCGCGAACACGAAGUGCCGCAAAGUCCUCAUUUCACCCAUUUCUUGUGAUAAAUGCAAGCACCAAUUCUGCCCACAGCAUCGCUUCCCUAAUACCCACAACUGCGCCGCCCUCAGCAACCCCUCCUCGUCCAAACCGACCAAUACUUUCUCCGCCUCCGCCACAAACAUUUCGUCUCAAACCUCCGCUGCGACUAUGAGUGCCAUGGCCGCUAUCGGAAUAUAG
Stereum hirsutum FP-91666 SS1 is the source of this 558-nucleotide messenger RNA. RefSeq lists its product as uncharacterized. Bases 1 to 558 code for a protein of 185 amino acids. Gene Ontology annotation, molecular function: zinc ion binding. The transcript has 3 exons. Gene Ontology annotation, cellular component: cytoplasm. NCBI's taxonomy places the organism in Eukaryota, Fungi, Basidiomycota, Agaricomycetes, Russulales, Stereaceae. The record is from RefSeq and is a predicted model, not a curated record.